CUUAUCGCCAGGCUCCUCUGUUCUCAGUCGGAGAGGAAGUUUUGACAGCCAGACUUCACAACCAUCUCUGCCUUCACUUUGCACAUGCUCUGACAGAAACUCCAAUCCGGUGACUUCAUCCCUCAUUCACGAGAGCUUGCCCUCCUCCUCCUUCCCUCUCUCUCUCUCUCUCUCUCUCUCUCUCUCUCUCUCCGGCAGCAUGCCAGCCGUUCUCCUCUUGCUGCGCUCUCUGGUUGUCAGUCUCUUCAGUAGCAGAUUAGCAGCUCCUUCGCAGAAGCCAGACGGCGGCUGCUGGGCACCUCGACACCAUCCUGCGCCACAUUUGGGAGCGGAUCAGUUCCCAGGAGUCCAAGGAGGCCAUGCUGGGCUGCGUCCUGUGCAUUCUCAACAUGCCCAAGAAGGUGGACAACUAACUUCAGGAGGAACGAGUACAGUUAAGACUUGAUUUAGAAGUGCUGAAUGAACCAUGUCGGAGAGCAUCGUGAGGAAAAUCCAGCCGUUCACCAUCGGGACCAGACUCUCGACGCCAGCCGUGCCAAAGUGCUCAGACUUUCCCGAUGGUUUUCUUCCAAACCGGACGUUUUCGGAUAACUGUACACUAAGGCAUCUGAACGAACAGGUGUCUCUUUAUCUCGGCCACGACAGACACUGCGGACCUGUGGCGAAGCAUCGUCGCGAAGAGAUGUCCGACGACCGGCUGAACCGAAACACAAUCUCCUCCUCGAACACUGCGUCCAGAUCCAUCCGUAAGAUCACCAUCUCCAGCCGAAUGGAGGCCGCGAAAGACAGACUGACUCCAGGGAUGGAGCUGAAGAAAAUAAGAGCAAAUUCGGAGAACAUUAAUAACAAUAACAACAUCACAACCUCCAACACACAGCUGCCUAAAAUAGUGGGUGUCAGCUGUGAGAAUGAACCCAGCUCACAGUUUAAGAUCCAGAUACUCAAAACCCAAGCGAGAAAGGAUGUUGUGGACAGUCUCUCCUGCGAGCACAAAAACUUGUGCUUGUCUUCAAAAGCCUCAUCGGUGCAAAGUGACCAGAGUUUUACUCUUCAAAACGCCAUCUUCAACAAGGAGAUCACUCAGGCUGAGAUGUGGAUCAGAGCGAAGCAGCGAGACCUGAAGGACACCAGUAACGUCCACAGAUGUCCUCUGAGCGACUGGGAGGAACUUUCUCAAACCCUCCAGAGAGAUUUGAAGGACUUUGAGAACACCGUCAUUCGACUCAACCAGAUGGGAGAGCAAUUAAUGUGCAAGCUUAACCCGACAUCUGACCUGGUGAAGAAACAGCUGGCUCAGAUCCUCGACCAAUGGAACGCGCUCAAACAGACGGCAGCCAAUCAAAUCAAGGCAGUGGGCGGGGCUAAGGCUCUCCAGGAGUUUAAUAAGAAGGUGGACCGUCUGGAGGCGUGGAUCAAAGAGAAGCAGGAGCAGGAACAAUCGCUGGCCAACAUCCUUGGGGAAAACACUGACAAGAUGCAGCUUACCAGGAAGAUACUGGAUUUGAAACAGGAUGAGCAGCUGUAUAAUAAUCUUCAUGAGGAGAUCAAUCACAUGGCCCUCAGACUGGAAAAACAGGGAAAGACGGAAGGAAAGACCAUCUCAACCCGCAGGAAACACAUCAACAAAAUAUGGCUGAAGGCCCAGUCGCACUUGAAAGAAUAUCAGGAGAAUCUCCAGCUCGCCCUCGAAGUCUCGUCCUUCUACCUCCAGGCCGAUACCAUCGUCUGUACCAUCAACAACAUGAGAAAAAGCAUCUCUGCAAGCAGCGGAGUGGGAAUCGCCAGAGAUGAGGAAAUUCGGGACGUUGCCAGUCAAAUCAUGAUGCUGGAUGUGAGUGUUUCUCAGCUCUCCAACCUGCCGUCGGCGCUGGCGGCCCGCGUCGCACAGAAGCAGAGCGAGGUGAAAGACUGCUGGACCGUUCUCCAGAAGACUCUCAGGAACGAAAAGGCAGCUCAGCUCCCCUCCAACCCCUCGUUAACCAGAGAUGGCAUUGACCCUGAAACCCAGAGCAGCGUGGGAACAGACCCUCACAGAAUUAUGGGAAAGGAGGUUAAAGAGGAACAAAAUCGUCUGAAGGGGUUUACGGCCGGGAGAGACGCCGAGCACUACGGGAAGCCCUCAGACAGCCGGGAUGCAGGAGAGAACGCACCGCGUGCCUGUGCCAGCGAUUUCACCCUCAAACUCCACACUGAAAGUGGGAACGCACCGAGGCCCGAGUCCAGCAGCCACACACAACUCCAGAAGUUCACCGUUUCUGCAGACAAGACUCUCUCCUGGCUCAAAGACAGCGUUGCGAAGGCCACUCAGAUCUGCAGUUUGGCCGGGCCGAAUGGUUUUGAAGCAGCCAAGAGGCGUCAGGCCUCACUGGAACAGGAUAUCCUGUCCAACAGAGCCAGGAUAGAGCUGCUCAAGAAGGAGGGUUACAGUCUGGUGAGGGCUCAGCAUCCGGGAAGCAUCAGGAUCCAGGAGUUUCUGAGUCAGCUGGAGGUUCUGUGGGACAGGCUGAAGAGAAGACAUGAGAGGAACGCACUGGUCCUGAAGCUCUCAGACGAGCUCAGCUACAGGGUGGUGUGGAUGCUGCAGUCUCUGGCCAGUCUGGAGGCGUGGUUAGAAGCGCUGGAGCUGUCCAUCAAACAGCCGUCUCUGUCUGGAGACCCCGAGUCUGUGAGCGUGGCGGAGCUAGAGAGCUGCCAGCUGGAGCAGGAGCUGGAGGACAGACGUCUGGAGCUGCAGACCCUCAGACAGGAAGUAGAUCAUCUGAGCAGUCAAAGACAUCUUCACACUCCGCUGCUUCGUGCACGGCUGAAGGACGUGGAGAAGAAGUUCAGCAGUGUGCAGAUGGCACUGACCCAGCAGAGCUCAGAGCUGAAGGACACACGGAUGCUCACAGACUUCCUGGAGAAGCUGGAGCUCGAGGAAAGUCACUACAGCACCCUGGGACAGCCGCUGUGCAGUGAGCUUGACUCUGGACUGUCUCUUUUGGGCUUGCCGGUGAAAGGACAUGAUGAGCCCCUGAUGGAAGCCUUUGGGAACCCUGUGAAGGAGCUCAGAGAAGCCGUUGAGAUGCUUAAUGACACGAUGCGGGAGCGGGGCAGCUCGCAGUCACAUGACCAGAGCAUCCAGGAGCUGCUCGCCAGGCAUGCCAUAGUGUCGGCGCGCGUGGAGCAGUGUCUGCAGCGCUGUGCCGAACUCGCCGUAGAUGUGCUGGAGAUGGAGAGUGAGAUGGCAGUGAGAUGUGAGCCGGAUCGCUGCGGUCUCGAUGACCUGCAGGAGUACCAGGACCAGCUGGAGGCUGAAUACGGGGUCUUGAAGGAGGAGGUCGAGGCCUUGGUGAGUCUGGCGAGGCGUUUGUCAGACGUGUGUCCGGAGAGGAUGACCGCUGUAGGGAAUGAGAUUCAGACCAGCCUGAACGUCUGGGACGAGCUCGGCACAAGUGUGACUGAAAACAAGAAGAGACUCCUGCAGUUCAGACAUCUGCGGUAUUUCUUAAGGAACUAUCUGGCAAUGAUCUCUUGGACGGAAGACACCCGCUCCUGCAUUUUCUCCGAAAGUGCUCUGCGUCAAAGCCGAGAGAACCAGGAGCCUCUGGUUGAGGUUCUGGAUCGGCAGAUAGAGCAGAAGUUCGAGGAGUUUGACCAGCUCGCUGUGGCUGGACAAAAACUGUUUGACGAUGAGCAUCACCUCAACAAGAUGAUCAGAGAGAGGAUGGAGGAGCUGAGGUGCAUGCUGGGAUGGAUCCUGGUCCACUGGAGGGCUCAGAAGGAUCAGCUGUUGAGCAGACAGAAAGCUGAAGAAGCUCAGACAGACGCUAUUUACUCUGAGACCAUGGUCUGCAGCCCGCAAACACAGGUGGAAACCUCACCCGAGGCUUCUCAGAAGAAAACCGAAAGCCUCACAAGUGCUCCCCCUGGUGACAUGGAGGACCGUUUGCAGCAUGAUAAUGGAUACGAGGUGAUGAAGAGUGUCAGUCCUAAAGGAAGCGAUGAUAGUGGUCAUUUAGAGAGGCCAGACUCACCGUACCUGGUGUUAAAGGAACCCAGUUCUUCAGCUUUAGGAGGCACUGUCAACCUCAUCCUCAGCUUCAGUAACUCUGGAGACACACAAAUCCAGGUGCAAGAGCCUGGGAGGGAAGGUGGCGUGCCGGUGCUCGAACCUGUGCACAGGGUAAGUACCUACAUGCAUUUUACAGAAAACAACACAGCAGUGUAUGAGAGUAUGACGCCUCCCCAAGACAAAUCCCAGAGGCCCUCUUCCUCCUCACCCAGAACGUCCCUGUAUGCUUCCUCCUCCCCUUGCACCUCUCCGUACUCCUCGUCCUCCAUCGAAGAAACCAUUCAGCAGACCAACAACCUCCUGGAAACGAACAGCAAUAUCUCAAUCUUUAGCAGCCUAAAUAAAAAGAGCAAGAAGACGAAGAAGAAGAAAGAUGACCGUAAACACACCAUUCAGAAGAUCAUGGGAGAGGAGCUGUCAGAGGAAGCUGGGUUACCACCUGUAUCUGAACCGGUGACAUACGAGACACAUACUUGGCCCCUGAAGGAAAGGAAGAAAUGGAAAAAUGCAAGGAAACCAAACAGCAUUGGGACUCAGCUCUUGGACUACAUAAAGAACCCUUUAGUGAAAGACAUAGAUACAGAAUGUCCUGGAGAGGUUAGAUCUCCAGUUCACAGCACUUUAGAGGUUGGCACCCAAGGACAUGUGAAGAACCACUGCAGAUUUCUGUCCUUGGGCUCUGUGUUAAGCUUUGACCUGCCCAAAGACAUGAGCCUCAUCCCUAGCAUUGAAGAUUUUAUCACAAUCGCCUCUCCAGAGCAAAAAAAGACAGACUCUUAUCACCAGGACCCUCAGGUUGAUCGUCCGACAGCUCUGAGCACCUUUAAAACAUCACGCUCACCUCCAACACAAAAAGUAGAGUUCAAACAAAUUCCCACAGAUGAAGUAACCCUCAAGAUUGAUUGUAAAGACUCCAAAAAGAUCAGCAUUGACACUGUAUCAUUUACUGAAGAUGAAUUUCCUUCUCCACCUUCUCCAGUUGUUGAGGACAUCCCACUUGAGGAGAAUCGUCCCUCAUUACUCAGUGAUCUGACCAAUAUCCAACAGAAACACCUGUCUGGGAUCAGUAUUGUGACCAAAGAAGGGUUAGUUAGUUGGGAGGCUAAUGAAACUCAACUUGACAGCAAAGAGAACUAUGUAAGCCCACCAGAAGAUGCUAGCCAAGAGAUAGCCAACCCCAACUCAACUAUGGCAGAGAUUCAUGUAUGUCCCAGUGUCCAUACCAUGGUUCACAAUCUUAAUGGACACAUGUACCAUAGGCCAGGGAAAUCCUCCAGCACUCCCAGCCAUGCAUCUCAUGUGGUGUUGAACUUCAGAGCUAAUGGAAGAGAGGACUCGGUGGACUCUGGUCACUCCAGCUCUGGAAGCUUCCAGUUAUGUGCUGAGGGUCCAUACGUGGACUCCUCAGAUUGUCCAGUGCCUCAGAGGACCAUUGGGAAGGUACCACCCCAGGAUGCAGGAGUCUCCAACAAGAAGUUCUCCAAGGACAAGAUAAUUACCUCAUCUAUAGAUGUUGAUGAUCCAGUUCAUCCUGACCAUCAACAGUUUGAGCAGGAAGAAGAGGAGCUGGAGGACAUCUGGAACCACACAAACAGCUACCGAGAGAGUAUAAACUCUGACAUCAUUUAUAAUGGUUACCAGGCCACCUCUUCGUCAGACCAGCUCAGGGAACCCUCGCCCAAAGAACAAGCAGUGUUUUUCAGGAAGUUGGUCAUGUCCUCCGCACCCAACCUUCUUGUGGCAGAGUUCAGACUGCCACCAUCCAUCCAGACUAUGGUGGGUUCUGGGAAGCAGCAGAACCCAAGGGAAGAGGACCCAAGGCAAAUUCUGGAUGAAGGGGACAGGAGGUCUUGGGCUGCGUUCACACAUCAGGAAAAUGUUUACAAACAUGUUGCUAAUAUUGAAACUGCUUCAGAUAUUGUGAAAAUACCCGAAAUAGAGGACCAACAAAAGUAUAUCUACCAUUAUAAAGAGGAGGAGGAGGAGGAUGAGAAGGAAACAGAGUUUCUGAAGGACCAGUCCAUGAGCCUCCUGUCUGUUCAUAUGGGAUUGGAUGGGACCAAUGACAAUGAUAUCCAGAGUGGAAGACAAGAACCGGAACUGGUGUCUAUGGAGGGUACACUGGAAAGGAAACACAAACUACUACUGGGUGGAAAGAAGGCACCAUGCAGGGCAUGGGACUCCUAUCAUGCUGUGCUUUACAAACAAACAAUAUGUUUCUAUCAGGACAGGAAAGAUACACUCAAGAGCUGUGUGACCAGCCCUCCUCUGAACCUAAUUGGAGCGGUGUGUGAUCCUUCGCCAGAGUACACCAAAAAACCCAACUGCUUUUGCUUGAGAUUGCGUGAUGGAUCUAAGUAUCUCCUCAGUGCCUCGUCCCGAUUUAUGAUGAAGAAGUGGAUCCUCAGAAUCCAAGAACACAUUGCGUCUAGCGAUCCUGUAGUGAACAGAUCAACAUGUCAUGGGUCUUCAGCUUCAGCGACGCUCCCUAGACAUUCUCCAGCUAUCACCGGAUGUCAGUGUGGAGAUAAAUGUCACUGCCCCAUGAGAAAUGAUGUCACCGCCACCGUUUUAGCACAGAGUCAGCCCGCCUCAGGCCGAAGCAAAGAGAUGAUGGUCCACACCAAUGACGGACUGCAGAUCCAUCACAGGCAUCAGGAUCUGUUGCUCCCCUCAUUCUCAGAUGCAGGUCAUUGUGAGGAUGAGUUUGACUCUAACGGCGAAUCUCGGAGACAGAAACUGUCCUCUACGUCCAGCGUUCAGGGCUGGACCCACGAAAAGAGACGCUCACACUCCUUUACCUCAGCCAGAUAUCAGAGGAUCAAGCCUGUAGCGCCCCCUUCAGGCAAAGGCCAGGACAGCAGCUCCAGCUACUCUGUGACUUUAUUCAUCAGAGAUGGAGAGAUGCCAUCAGUCUGUAAAAGCACUGUGACGGCUCCAACAAAUGGCAUCUGGCAGCAGUCCGUCUCCAAUCUGCCCGUUACGAACUACAUGAGCCUCCCGCGACCUCCCAACAAAUCAGUCUUCAGGAAGUUCUUUGGGAAAAAGGAGUGAAGGACACUUUGUGACUCUGACUGACAUGUGCAGGACACAAGUUCAAAACAUUUUAUGUUUUACAUUUAUUUAUGGAUAUGAUGGCAAGAACCAUUUUUGUGUACUUUUAAAUAAUAUCUUGUAUGAUUGUGUUGCUGCAAGGUGUUUAAAAUUCACUCUUUCGACUUUAUCCUCACUUUAUCAGCUGUUUUCACAUCAGCCUCAAAUGGAUGGUUUAGUUUUAAUUUACUCACCCUUAUGUCGUUCCAAACCCUGGAGCACAAAAGCAGUCUGAAGUCUUUGGGGUAUAUUUGUAGCAAUAGCCAAAAAUACAUUGCAUGGGUCAAAUUUAUAGAUUUUUCUUUUAUGCCAAAAAUC
Molecule: messenger RNA, 7465 nt
Organism: Carassius auratus (goldfish)
Lineage: Eukaryota; Metazoa; Chordata; Actinopteri; Cypriniformes; Cyprinidae
Gene: mymx
Product: myomixer
Exons: 31
Coding region: 467-7108 (2213 amino acids)
Molecular function (GO): protein binding; phospholipid binding
Source: RefSeq, a predicted model, not a curated record